This is a messenger RNA of Rhopalosiphum padi (bird cherry-oat aphid), 1733 nucleotides long. RefSeq lists its product as uncharacterized. Gene Ontology annotation, cellular component: extracellular matrix. The record is from RefSeq and is a predicted model, not a curated record. Gene Ontology annotation, molecular function: protein binding. The coding region runs from base 435 to 1502 and encodes 355 amino acids. NCBI's taxonomy places the organism in Eukaryota, Metazoa, Arthropoda, Insecta, Hemiptera, Aphididae. The transcript has 4 exons.
GGUUUGCCAAAACAAUAAUAAACAUCAGUUCACAACGUGCGUUCGACCGUCUCGUAUGAUUUCUCUGCCGUCUUUUGUAAUUUCGUUAUCGUCUUCGCGUUUAAACACUCAUAACGGUUUUUUUUUCAAAAUUUAUACUCGUACCGCUGGCCGUCGAUACGAUAUUGAUAUCGCCGACGAUUUGUUCGUCUUAACUCAUAGACCAGCCACUGGAUGCUUUCAAAUUAUUCACAUACGUGAACGCUGCACGUGUUCUGAGACCGGAACCCUCACGGGCUACGAGUUGUGUUAUUUUCAAAAGAUAUUCUUUCCACCCUGCAGUGAUUCGGAAUUUUAUUGAACGCUGUCUUUACGUAAUGGUGCGUUACGGUAACAUGACUGAAAAUAUUAUUUUACAAUAGAGAUCAAAGUCUUGUAGUACAAGAACACACAAUAUGAUGACAAUUGGAAUUUUAACGAUCAUUGUUUUUGGCGUGUCCGUCAUCGUCACGGAUGGGACGAAAUGCGUCAAAUCGAAAGACGCCAAAGGGUGGUACGUCAACUGUGCCUAUCAAGAACUUACAUCGGUACCCAACGACGAGUUGGAAGACGUCGAGACGUUUAACCUGGAGCACAACUACAUCGGCAAGUUGCUCAACAACAGUUUCGCCCCGUACCCGAACAUCAAGCAUCUGAGACUGGCGUUCAACCAGGUGCACACCAUCGACCCCGUGGCGCUGGCGUCGCUCAGCGAGCUGGACUAUCUGGACCUGACGCAAAACGCCGUCAAGGCGGUGCCGGCCGGACUGCCCAAAUCGCUGACCCACCUGAACCUGAACGCGAACCCGGUGGAGGACGUGCGGCAACUGGUCUCCGCCGUCGGACUGCGAACGCUGCAGCUCAGGGGCUGCGACCUGAAAGCGUACCCGGCGCUGGGCGUCAUGCCCAACCUGGUCACACUGGACGUGUCCGAGAACGGCGAAAUCGCGGACCUGGACCCGGCCCAGCUGGCGGUCACGUGCCGCCUGGCCCGGCUCAACGUGACGGGCGCCACCAGGCUGUUCCGGCCCGGCCAGCCGGGCGCCCACUGCCGGUGCCGGCGCGUCGUCCAGUGGACCGAAACGCACAAGGUGGCCGUGUACGGUCUGGGCCACCCGGUCCAGUGCCCGGAACCGGUGGACGGGGACGGCGAGGCCGACGAGCGCGACGACCCGAACAGCGACGCGUGCGCCCGGACCCCGGAACAGGCGCUGGCCGUGUUCAAGGAGUGCAUGGCCGAGUGGGAGCACCGGAACACGCCGUACUGGGCCAUCGGCUCGGGCCUGGCCAUCGCCGUGGCCCUGAUGGUCGCGCUGUGCGUGUGCUUGCGCCGCCGCCGGAGGAGACGCCGCCGCGGCACCGGCGCCGACAACGUGAAGGGCGGCCCCCAAUCGCCGCCGUCGUCCGACGUCAAGGCGGCCAACAACGACUCGGCCGGCAACAACAAGACCGAACCGGCCGCGCUCCUGUCGUCGGCCGCGUGAAAUCGCCGUCGUCGUCGUCGUCGUCUCCGUCCGAUUUCUCCGCGUUUCAAAUAUUUUAUUUCCUUUUCCUCCCCACCCUCCCCCCUCCUUUUUAACAAAUUCAUCAGCGUCGCAACGGCUACCGUAUGAGAUAAUACGUCGGGCGCGUUGUGAUAAUGUACGCGUUUGUGUGUAUACAUUUAUACGAACGCCGCGAUUUAUGUAUACAUAAAUGUUGAAAUUUUAUUAUUA